Schizophyllum commune H4-8 is the source of this 1509-nucleotide messenger RNA. RefSeq lists its product as uncharacterized. The transcript has 6 exons. Gene Ontology annotation, biological process: positive regulation of translation; nuclear-transcribed mRNA catabolic process, nonsense-mediated decay. Gene Ontology annotation, cellular component: cytoplasm; nucleolus. NCBI's taxonomy places the organism in Eukaryota, Fungi, Basidiomycota, Agaricomycetes, Agaricales, Schizophyllaceae. Gene Ontology annotation, molecular function: mRNA binding. Bases 1 to 1509 code for a protein of 502 amino acids. The record is from RefSeq and is a predicted model, not a curated record.
AUGUCAGACAAACCCGCCAGCGAAACGCCCGCUACCAGCCCCCACAAACGCACCAGGCCCCCGCGCGACAAGAAGGACCGCGAUCGGGAUGGCCAACGCGAGCGCCGGGACGCCGACCGCGACCGCACACAGGACAAAUCUGACCGCGCCCAGGAGAAAUCAGACCGCGACCAGGAGAAAUCAGACCGCGACCAGGACAAGCGCGACCGCGCGCAAGAGAAAGCCGACCGCGACCGCGAGAAGCUCGAGCGCAAGAAGGAGCGCGCGAAGGCCGCGCAGGCGGCCGCGGAGAAGCAGAAGCUGAAGAUCGUCGUCCGCCGGCUGCCGCCGAACCUGCCUGAGUCGAUCUUCUGGGAGAGCGUGCAGGCGUGGGUGAGCGAGGAGACGGUGAGCUGGCGGACGUAUUGGCCGGGGAAGAUGCGGAGUAGGCCAGACAAAGAGAAUGUGCCAUCGCGGGCAUAUAUCGUGUUUAAGACGGAUGAGCAGGUAGCAAUCUUUGGGAAGGAGUACGAUGGGCAUCUCUUUCGCGAUAAAGCAGGCAACGAAUUCCAAGCUGUUGUUGAGUUCGCGCCUUACCAGAAGGUCCCGAGCGAGAAGAAGAAGGUGGAUGUGCGGGCUGGGACUAUCGAGAAAGAUGAGGAUUAUAUCUCGUUCUUGGAAUCUCUCAAUGCUCCUACUUCAUCUGAGCCCGUGACAAUGGAGUCCCUUCGUGCGCAUAUCGCUGCAACACGCCCACCCAGCCCUCCGAAGACCACACCCCUCCUCGAGUACCUCAAAUUCGAGAAAGAGAACAACGCCACUCGUCACCGCGACGUCACUGGCAUCAUCAAGAAGGAUAAGAAAGAGAAAGGCCGUGCCCCGCCGCCACCUCCUCCCCCCGGAUCAGACGCGAAGAAGAAGAAAGCGCCUCCGCCAAAGGCGCCCGCUGCGGCUACGGCUACCCAAGAGGCGAAGGCCGCGCGCCGCGCGCAUAAGGCGAAGCCGUCGACGUCGGUGAAUACCAGCGUGCCGCCCUCUGCGGGUGCAUCGUCAGCGGCACCUCAAUCAAGCGCGGGACCCUCCUCGUCGACAGUGUCGCCUUCUGAUGCGAAUGCGCCGCUGCCUACGGGUUCGACAAAGCCGCCUCCUGCUGGUCCUGGAGCCGCCGCACGGAAAGCCCGCCCCGCGCUAGGCAUGUCGCGCGGCUUCGAGGCCGCGCUGAGCGGCGCGAUGGGUGGAGGCGGGCCGCGGAGCAAGCGCGAGCCGACGGAGGGGAAGAGUGCUGCCGCGCCUAAGGCGGAUGCGGCGCCGAAGGAGGGUCCCCCGCCUGCGGAUGCGCCAAAGGUGCCGGGUCUGAUCUCUGCGUCGGCGCUGGCGGGCGUGAGCGAGGCGCCGAAGUUCGGUGAUUCCGCCUUCAACCUUGCGAAUGUUCGCUCUGCUUGUCCCAUCCGACACCCUCGAUAUGCAACCCGUGUGCAAGGCAUGCUGCUUGCUACGCCUAUCGGUCGGACACCUUACCGCGCUUUGUAG